CCGGCCCCGGGACCCGCGCAGAGGCGGGCGAGCCCGGAGCAGGCGGGCUGGCAGCCGACUGGCUCAGAGGCCGAAAGUUUCUCUGCCCUCUGCAUCCCGUGAGCCAGAGCCAAGGAACUGCGAGGGCGCCACGGGAGCCGCCCGGCCGGGCCGAUCUGGAGAAGAGACGGGGACGCACCGCGGAACCUCGGAAAAUAAAUUCUCAGGUCCGUCCGAGACACCGCGGGGGGCAGGUCAAUGGCUUUCCCGGGUUCUGGGAGGCUUUUGCUAUGACCACAUCCUUCUUGCUGAGCCGGGACUGCCCCCUGCUGCCACAGCCACGCCAAGUACCUGGUCCCUGCCACCUGUCCUUGGUCCCAAGACACCAUGGGCAGCGUCAGCAGCCUCAUCUCUGGCCACAGCUUCCACAGCAAACACUGCCGUGCUUCUCAGUAUAAGCUGCGCAAGUCCUCCCAUCUCAAGAAGCUCAAUCGGUAUUCUGACGGGCUGCUGAGAUUCGGCUUCUCCCAGGACUCAGGUCAUGGCAAAUCCAGCUCCAAGAUGGGCAAGAGCGAAGACUUCUUCUACAUCAAGGUCAGCCAGAAGGCCCGGGGCUCCCACCGUCCAGAUUAUACUGCUUUGUCCAGUGGGGACGUAGGGGGGCAAGCUGGGCUGGACUUUGGCCCCUCCACCCCACCCAAACUCAUGCCCUUCUCCAACCAACUAGAAAUGGGCUCAGAGAAGGCUGCCGUGAGGCCCACGGCUUUCAAGCCUGUGCUGCCCCGGUCAGGAACCAUCCUGCACUCCUCCCCCGACAGCACCAGCCGCCAGCUGCACCCCGUCCCUCCGGACAGGCCCAAGGAGCAAGAGCUAAAGCCUGGCCUGUGCUCAGGGGCACUGUCGGACUCGGGCCGGAACUCCAUGUCCAGCUUGCCCACACAGAGCACCACCAGCAGCUACCAGCUGGACCCUCUGGUCACCCCCGUGGGACCCGCCAGCCGGUUUGGGGGCUCCGCUCACAACAUCACGCAGGGCAUCGUCCUCCAGGACAGCAACAUGAUGAGCCUGAAGGCUCUGUCCUUCUCCGACGGGGGCAGCAAGCUGGCCCACCCGGGCAAGGUGGACAAGGGCCCCUCUUGCAUCCGCUCGCCCAUUGCCACGGACGAGUGCACCAUCCAGGAGCUGGAGCAGAAGCUGCUGGAGCGGGAGAGCGAGCUGCAGAAACUGCAGCGCAGCUUCGAGGAGAAGGAGCCGCCGCCGUGCCAGGCCUAUGAGGAGCGGCAGCGCCGCGCCAAGGACGAGCUCGAGGGCCUGGAGCAGCACAAGGGCGGGGGCAGGUUGAAGCAGGCCUCCCAGAAGAGCCAGCGGACCCAGCAGGUGCUCCACCUGCAGGUGCUCCAGCUCCAGCAGGAGAAGCGGCAGCUCCGGCAGGAGCUCGAGAACCUCAUGAAGGAGCAGGAUCUCCUGGAGACCAAACUCCGGUCCUAUGAGAAGGAGAAGACCAGCUUUGCCCCCGCGCUGGAAGAGACCCAGUGGGAGGUCUGCCAGAAGUCAGGCGAGAUCUCUCUCCUGAAGCAGCAGCUGAAGGAGUCCCAGAUGGAGGUCAACGCCAAGGCCAGUGAGAUCCUCAGCCUCAAGGCGCAGCUGAAGGACACGCGGGGCAAGCUGGAGGGUCACGAGUUAAAGACGCAGGACCUGGAGAGCGCCCUGCGCACCAAGGGGCUGGAGCUGGAGGUCUGCGAGAACGAGCUGCAGCGCAAGAAGAACGAGUCGGAGCUCCUGCGGGAGAAGGUGAACCUGCUGGAGCAGGAGCUGCUGGAGCUGCGGGCCCAGGUGAGCCUGCAGCGAGAGGGGGUGUGCGUGGCGCCCACCUUCUCGGAGGACAUCCCCGCCCUGCAGCGGGAGCUGGAGCGCCUGCGCGCCGAGCUGAAGGAGGAGCGGCAAGGCCACGACCAGAUGUCCUCCGGGUUCCAGCACGAGCGGCUGGUGUGGAAGGAGGAGAAGGAGAAGGUGAUCCAGUACCAGAAGCAGCUGCAGCAGAGCUACCUGGCCAUGUACCAGCGGAACCAGCGCCUGGAGAAGGCCUUGCAGCAGCUGGCGCACGGGGAGGGGGCAGCGGAGCCCUUUGACAUUGACCUGGAAGGGGCAGACAUCCCCUACGAGGACAUCAUAGCCACGGAGAUCUGAGGGGCGUCCUGGGAGCGAGAGGGCCGAGGCGGGUGGGCGCUCCGGGAGGUGGGGGGGGUGGGUGUCGAGGACAGACUCCUGGGGACAGACAGAGAGCCUGGGGGGGGGGGGUGCGGGGAGGAGGGGGCAGGGAAAAGGCUCCCAGAGGUCCUCUCUUCCCCCUUCCCACUUUCCUAGCACUGACGCUCCCUGCGGGUCCCAGCUUCAGGCUCCGUUCCUGCGGCUUUCCCAGUAGGCGAGCCCAGGACUCUAUUUAGUUGCGGGUUAAACGAACCUUGGCUCUUGUUCAAAAUACUUACCCCCUCCCCUUGGAGGGAGGGAGUCCAGGAAGCCAUGGUCACCUCGAUGAUAAUCACGUCCUUCCCACCUCCCUUCCUCAAACCCCUUUUCUCCCAGAAGCACUGGGGUGCCUUGGGGAUAGGAAGGCGUCCUCGUGCCUGAGGUACAGGACACGCCAGGCUGCCCAGGAGUGUCUGGAAUCAGGAGGUCCAGAGGGCUCAGCGGGAGGGUGGGGGGGGGGGUGAGGGCAACCUUACUAGACGCUCCCAGACUCUGGGGGGCUGGUGGCCUUUGACUGCAGUGAGGACUGUUCUUCGGGGGUGGUGCUACACUACCGACCCCUGGCUUGGUACUCAGGGGUCACUCCUGGAAGCGCUGGAGAGGGGUUCCCUGACCAGGGUCUUUUGCCCUGUCUCUGCAUCCAUUAAAGCCAUAGGUACUGAGGCCCUGGGGAUGCUGGAAGAGAAGCCUGCAGGCCCCUCUAGGCAGGGAGGGUGUGGCUUUCCAGGUACCCCAGAAGAGCUUCUAGGCCUUUCCAGGUGAGGUUACUGAAGGGCUUUUCCUGCCUUGUUCAAGAUGGGGGUCAGCUGCACUGAAUUAGUUCUCCCAUAACCCCCAUGAAUCAGGUCAUUGUUGAGUCCAGAGUAAGCUGUACCCAGUAGGCUGUGUUGGGGGGAGUGUCCACUGUGUCCAGGGAAGCUGGACCCAUUAGGCUGUAUAGGGAGGAGUAUCCACUAUGUGUCCAGGGAAGCUGGACCCACUAGGCUGUGUUGGGAGGAGCGUCCACUGUGUCCAGGGAAGCUGGACCCAGUAGGCUGUAUAGGGGGAGCGUCCACUGUGUCCAGGGAAGCUAGACCCAUUAGGCUGUGUUGGGGGAGUGUCCACUAUGUGUCCAGGGAAGCUGGACCCAUUAGGCUGUGUUGAGGGAGUGUCCACUGUGUCCAGGGAAGCUGGACCCAGUAGGCUGUGUUGAGGGAGUGUCCACUGUGUCCAGGGAAGCUGGACCCAGUAGGCUGUGUUGGGGGAGUGCCCACUCUGUGUCCAGGGAAGCUGGACCCAUUAGGCUGUUGAGGGAGUGUCCACUGUGUCCAGGGAAGCUGGACCCAUUAGGCUGUAUAGGGGAGAGGGCCCACUAGGCUGUGUUGGGAGGAACGUCCACUGUGUCCAGGGAAGCUGGACCCAGUAGGCUGUAUAGGGGGGAGUGCCCACUAUGUGUCCAGGGAAGCUGGACCCGUUAGGCUGUGUUGAGGGAGUGUCCACUGUGUCCAGGGAAGCUGGACCCAUUAGGCUGUGUUGGAGGAGUGUCCACUGUGUCCAGGGAAGCUGGACCCAUUACGUUGUAUAGGGGGAGUGCCCACUGUGUCCAGGGAAGCUGGACCCGUUAGGCUGUGUUGAGGGAGUGUCCACUGUGUCCAGGGAAGCUGGACCCACUAGGCUGUAUUGGGGGAAGCAUCCACUGGGCCCUCUUUGGGGCGCACUUUCGUACCUCCUGCGCCAAACCCAGGCCAGAGUCCUUGCUGGUCAGGAGGUGCCCCCAGAGGACUUAUGGGCAGUAGCCCCUGGGGAGGAAGGGCAGGGGGGAAUAGCCUUUGAACAGCCACACAUCACCUGCUGGCCUCCAUCUGCCUGCAGUCCCCUGUGAGCCCAGCCGAAGAUUCCAGAGAACUGCCCCUGGCUGGGUCCGGCCGGCCAGGGCUCCCUGAGAGAUGUGCAGAGGGGGCGGGGUGGGGCAGGGCACUGUCAGCAUGAGAUAAAGGGUCUUGAUUCAGGGAAUUUUUUUCCCCAUCCUUUUCUUCUCUCUUUUCUCCUUUCUCCCUCUCAGUCUUUCCCUAUAUUCUACUCUGUCUUCUCUCCUUCCCUUCUCCUUCGGUCUCCCUCCCUCACUCUCCCCUUCUCUCCCUCUCCCUUUCUCUCUGUCCCUGCCUCUCCCUUUUCCUCUCCCUCUCCUUCCUCCUUCCCUCCCUGUAUAUGUCUGUCUCUCUCUUUCUCACCCCUUCCCUCUUCCCCCCCCCACCCCCAGCCCUUCUCUCCCUCUCCCCUCCCACCCCGCCCACUCCCCAGCCCUUCUCUCCAUCUCUUUCCCCCCUAUUUCUCCUCCUUCUAGACUUCUCAGAUGCAGGCUGGACCUAGCAGGCAGCCAGGCUCUUCCAUGUUCUAUUUUUGUCUCUAGCCAUGGCUGCCGUUCUUAGGACAGCCGGGCUAGCUGGAUUCCUGAGCCCCACGUGCCCGCUGAGAGCCGUGCAGCUAGGUAGGAGGACUGAGACAGUCUGGGAACGGAACGUAGCAAUGGGAGAACUAAAUAAAUCCUGGGUCUGGACCACCCGCCAGCCCUCCCAGGCUCUGGUGAGAGCGAGGAACUAUUUCCUUUCCUGCUGCUUCCACUGCGCCCCACAUCCCUCCAGGCCCCAUCCUUCCUUCCCUGAUCUGGACUGGGCCACCUCUGCGAUGGUAUCUCCGCCUUUCAGUCUACCUUUCAGUCCCUGAGACGGAGAAAGUGUUCUGAAAUUUCAAAGUCAUUGUUCUUAAGUUCUGAUUUAAUUUGGGAACGAAAGGCCCAGAGCCCCUUCGUUUCCCUGGAGGUACCGGCGUGCUGACCCCCAAGUCACAGAUGCUGUGACUGAGUUUCUCCACGGCGACCUGCCUGCGCUUGAGUCCUUCCCAGUGCUCGGCAAAGAGGCCAGCUGCAGAGGAGACCGGCGCACCCACCCCCCACCCCCGGCAUCCUCCGUCCCAGGGAGCAGCCCAACGUGCAGUGCUCUGCGUGAGAAAGGGCAGAGGCACUUGGCAACCCCUGCCUCCUGCAUCACCACUGUCCCGCCACCGUGCAGAUGUCCUCCUUGGCUUGCCACCAGCCCAAGGCCUUUAAGGCGCCCCACGGUGGCACCCGAGAGCCACAGAAGGCACCCUGUAACAUAGUGACUGCCAGGGAGUGGCUUUGCUUCCCGUCUCUGUGGAAAACCAUCCUUCCUGCCCCAGACCAAGCCUGGCCCAGCCUCAGGAAGGAGGCCGUGAUGGCAGGGCUCAGCAGGGAUGGCGAAAGUCGGCCGACCCGGGCCUCCAGCUGGACUGAUUCACUGACCACUUCUGCAGGAUGCCCGCGCCCUGCUGGUCACUGCCCCCUGCAAGCUGUCUGCAAAAAAAAAAAAAAAAAAAACCUGGCCCACACUCUGCGGGGAGGGGACUCUGCCUGGGCCCUUGGAAUGCCCAGACCAGCCCCCCGGAAGCUUUCUACAUAUGUCCUCUUGACUGCAGGGCUGCUGCGAUGAACAGCACUUGGCCUCACUCCUCCUCUGUCCAGAGGUCAGCCAGGCGGGCCUGUGGGGUGGCAGUGGCGGGACACUGUCCCCGAGAGCCUGAGCUCUCAGCACAUAGCGGGCGGUGCGUCGUGCCCGCCGCUGCCCUCCUUGCCAGGGUGGCCUGGCCCGUGCCUGCGGGCAGAGCAGGAAUCUGGCUGACGUGGCUGUGGAGGGACUGGCAUCUGCAAGUGUGGAAUAUGCCAACUUUUCUCUUGGUUGACCCUUGUUGGUUUUGCAUUGCUUUUCCUAGCUUUGUCUUAUUUUAUUUUUGAUGCCCCUUUUGACGAUGUAAACUAUUUCUGGUAAUUUUAUGUUUUUAUUUAUGAAUAAAGAACUCAUCUCAUGUCA
Sorex araneus (European shrew) is the source of this 6089-nucleotide messenger RNA. It is a transcript of the gene LZTS1, whose product is annotated as leucine zipper tumor suppressor 1. Gene Ontology annotation, cellular component: dendritic spine. The transcript is spliced from 4 exons. Gene Ontology annotation, biological process: regulation of synaptic plasticity; regulation of dendrite morphogenesis. The record is from RefSeq and is a predicted model, not a curated record. The coding region runs from base 367 to 2166 and encodes 599 amino acids. NCBI's taxonomy places the organism in Eukaryota, Metazoa, Chordata, Mammalia, Eulipotyphla, Soricidae.